Molecule: messenger RNA, 1618 nt
Organism: Raphanus sativus (radish)
Lineage: Eukaryota; Viridiplantae; Streptophyta; Magnoliopsida; Brassicales; Brassicaceae
Product: probable 1-acyl-sn-glycerol-3-phosphate acyltransferase 4
Exons: 4
Coding region: 390-1538 (382 amino acids)
Cellular component (GO): endomembrane system
Molecular function (GO): acyltransferase activity
Source: RefSeq, a predicted model, not a curated record
CGAGAAUGUUUUACAAGAGGUUGGCGUUGCUUGACGCUUGGAGUGUGGCCAAAGAGGAUUUGUAUAGGGUGGGUCGGUCGUAAGUGUCAGCUUUCUGAGAUUUUUUGUCUUCGGCGCGCCUUUGGACCUUUAUUCGUAUUCAACCAAUCAGAUUGCCGGAUUUACUAUACACCCUACCUUCUCUGAUCAUUCCACCCCUCUUUGUUAAGAUCCGACCAGAAAAAAAAAACGAAUCCUUCUCUGAAACUUGGUUAAAAUUCUCCCAUUCCUCUGUUCCUUUUUAACGUUUAUCAUCAUCAUCUUCCCUCUUCACCAACUGCUUCUACCUCCCUUCUCCAGUUUUUGUCUCGACUCUUGAGGAGGUGUUGUCUGAAAAGAAAAGAAAAAAGAUGGAAGUUAGCGGGGACUAUGACAACUUAAAGAACCGCCCCUUGACUCCGCUUAGGAUCCUAAGGGGUCUCAUCAUCUUACUCAUCUUCCUCUCCACCGCUUUCAUGUUCCUCAUCUACUUCUCACCCGUCUUCGCUCUCUCCUUACGCCUCCUAAGCGUCCACCAAUCCAGGAAAUCCAUAUCCCUCAUCUUCGGUCACUGGCUAGCUCUCUGGCCUUACCUCUUCGAAACGGUCAACCGAACAACAGUAAUCUUCUCCGGAGACACCCUUCCCGUGGAGAAACGCGUCCUUCUCAUCGCAAACCACAGGACGGAGGUGGACUGGAUGUAUCUCUGGAACAUCGCCUUGAGGAAAGGCUGCCUCGGCUACAUCAAGUACGUCCUCAAGAGCAGCUUGAUGAGGCUGCCUAUUUUCGGAUGGGGGUUUCAUAUCCUAGAGUUUAUCCCUGUGGAGAGGAACCGUGAGGUUGAUGAGCCUGUUAUGCUUCAAAUGCUUUCGACUUUUAAAGAUCCUCGAGAACCCUUGUGGCUUGCUCUAUUCCCCGAAGGAACAGACUUCACCGACGAGAAGUGCAAGAGAAGCCAAAAGUUUGCAGCUGAGGCUGGUCUUCCAGCACUAUCUAACGUACUUUUACCAAAGACAAAGGGCUUUAGCGUUUGCUUUGAAGCUCUACAUAACUCUUUGGAUGCAGUAUAUGAUCUGACUAUCGCAUACAAGCCUCGCUGCCCAUCUUUCAUGGACAAUGUAUUCGGUACUGAACCUUCAGAAGUUCAUAUCCACGUUCGGAGAGUUCUAGCUAAGGAGAUUCCAGCAAACGAUGCAGAGUCUUCUGCUUGGUUAAUGGAUUCGUUUCAGUUAAAGGACAAACUCUUAUCCGGUUUCAAUGCUCAGGGUCAGUUCCCAAAUCAAAGACAAGGAGGAGGAGAAGAACUCUCUAUCUUGAAAUGCGUUGCCACUUUUGGAGUGGUGAUAUCUUUGACAGGGCUGUUUAUUUAUCUGACCUUGUAUUCACAUAGCUGUUUCAAAGCCUAUGUUGGUCUGAGCUUUACGUAUUUAUCUUUUGCUACUUAUUACAAGUUCCGACCUUCACCACUUGCUGGCUGUUGUAGAGGAGAUUCUUCUAGUAAAGAAGGAAAAGAACACUAACUCAUGUUGUACAUACAGUUCUUUCCUUUACAUACAGAGAAAUAAUAUCAAAGAAAUUUACAGGCAGACAAGUUUUCAAA